Molecule: messenger RNA, 1719 nt
Organism: Ooceraea biroi (clonal raider ant)
Lineage: Eukaryota; Metazoa; Arthropoda; Insecta; Hymenoptera; Formicidae
Source: RefSeq, a predicted model, not a curated record
UCUCAUAAAUGUCUUUCUAUGGCAAAUAAACAUCUAUUGAAUUCUUGUCGCCAAAUCAAAUACUUAUUUUUGUUAUCAUCUUUUCUAAUAAAGGAAAAUCACCGAUUCCGCCGGUAACACAGACGCCGCGACGGAGUUCACUGGCCACUCCAGGAUCCCCUUAAUGAAUAUAAUUGCGCAAGUCGAUAUUCAUGCACAGUACUGUUCCUAUUUACAUUUAGUAAAUUUAAUAAAUUUACAUUUAGUAAAACCACAAUAACUUGAAUAUCUUGAAUUCUCACUUAAAUGUACAUUUUAAAUCCUUCACUUUAAGUGUAAGAUAAAAUUAAUUGCGAGUAACAGUUUGAUGGUUGUCCACUUUACCAGUACUUUACCAGUAAUUCCAUAGAUGUACGUAUAUAAAAUCGAUGAACCGCUGCUCCGUACAACGCACAUGCGAACGUCACGACUGCACACAACGGACUGAAACGCCAAGAACUACUGGGAAAAGGGAACUGCGCUUGCGCGUACUUCCUUCUCCGGCAUCACUUUACGAAUAUUUUUCCGUGGGAACUAAAUGCAUGUUGAGAGUUUUCUUCUUUCCGCGUGAGAUAAAUUUCAUAAUCAUUGAGCAUUUUUUUCAAAGUGCGGAGACAGUAAAUUGUCAUCAGACAGCUUUUACAAUUGCAUAGUAGCACAUCAUGCACCAUCUUACGAUACGUUUAUGCCAAUUUAAACAAAUUAAACAAUUUACUUGAAAAUUACAUACGCAAGGCGAGAGGAAAGUCGCAAAAAAAACCUUUUGUGCUGUCCCCACCACCCACUCUACCAAUGGAGGGAUCGCUAUAUAUUUUCAUUUCGCAGUCAAAUGCGAAGCUUCAAUGACCGUCAAUGAUGGUCUGUAUUAAGAAGCGGUUCUUCAACCUCAAUCGGCUACUUCUGAUCGCUUUCGGCUUAUGGCCUGAUGAGGAAACGAUAUUCACCCGUUUUCAGGCAACAUUGCUUUGUAGUCUUUUGAUAAGCAGCAUUGUAUUUCAGCUCUCAAGGCUUUUCAUUGCAGAAUGUAGUUUCGAUUUUAUUGUCAGAAUAGUCUCUUCCACGACAAUUUAUAUUAUGAUCACGGGUCCGCCCGUCUCAUAUUGGAUUCACAUGAAAACUAUGAAAUGUAUACUCAAUCAAUUGCAAUACAUCUACGACCGGCUAAAGGAUAGAAACGAAAUUGCUAUCUAUGACAAAUAUGGAUACAUUGGAAAACAUAUUACUACUAUAGUAAUAAUACUUCUUGUAUGCUGCCUGUUUGGCAAUUCCGUUAUAGUAUACUGGCCGUACAUUCUUGACAUCAUUAUACCGAGAAAUGAGUCCUAUGCAAUUCACAUGAUGCAAUUUGUGACCACGUAUUUCAAUGUCUCAGAGAAAUAUUAUUUUUUAAUUGUUGUGCAUUUGAAUGCAGCCAGUACUAUAGGGUUAAUUGUAUGUGUAGGGACGGGAACAAUGUUGUUUUCGUAUUUGCAGCAUAUCUGCGUUAUCGUAUUGAACAAGCAAUGGCGCCCGAGUUGUUACAUAACUUUGAUAUAAAGAAUAAAAUUAUAAUAUGGAGAGAGAUGAUAUGUGCCAUAGAUAUACAACGCCAAGCUAUGCAGUUAGUAUUUAGGUGCGCUAAAUGCUUCGAAACUAGUCUUGAAGGAACAACUUUCAUUUUGGUAAUAACUACUGUGCUUUGCGUGAGUUGCAAUCUUUCUC